UUGUUGCUGGAUGGCGGAACCGGGCGGAACACGCACUCCUGAGUUGUAACCAUAGACUGUGGUUGUAACGAGGCUUCUUUCAAGUCUAGUUAAUAAUAGUGUCGGACUGUACAGCUGUACAGCUUUCUGCGUGGACAGACACGGAGUCCGUUGAGAAAACACGAGUACUUUGUUUGUUUUUGUGUCUGUUUGUGUGUUCGUCGAGAAGUGCUAAGAUGUGCACACAGACGAGGGCUGCUGCUCUGAUGGCGAACAUCCCGCAGGCUGACAUCGACCCGUCCGGCGUCUUUAAGUACGUCCUGAUCCGAGUCCACAGCAAAGAGGAGGGAGACGACUCGGAGGUAGAUAUAGUUCGAGGAUACGGCUGGGCUGAGUACCAUGCUGAUAUCUACGACAAGGUUUCUGAGGAGCUGGAAAAGGAUGGAUACCUGGACUGUGAGUGUGUCGGAGGAGGAAGGAUCAAACAUGAUGCCCAGGCUAAGAAGAUCCAUGUUUAUGGAUACUCCAUGGGAUUUGGAAGAGCAAAUCACGCAAUAACUACUAAGAAGCUGAAGGUUCGGUAUCCUGACUACGAGGUGACCUGGGACAAUGAAGGAUACUGAAUGGACUUUGAUGGACCCUCUUUCUCCUGGACUGACAAGGCACUUACUCCAAACCCUCAUAAGAGGGGACGGCUUGUCAAUCAAAGCCACACACAAUCUAACAAGGAUAUUUUUGACACCACAUUAAUAAAAACAAAACCCUAGACUGAUCAACAGUGACAGAUCUGAUUAGAGAAACAAGGCGUCUUAGUCUUAUAUUCAUGUCACACUGGAGUGAGGAAAUAGACAACUUGAAACUAAAACAAUAUUUUUGUUAAAUUAGGAGUUUAGGAAGUGUUCUACUCAUGGGAUAAUGAUGGAUUAAAUAACUGGUCCUGACAGGUUUGUUGUCACUCACUGACUUGUUUUAGAGUCACAUAGCGUUAUUGAAUGGACAUUUUUACUCAAAUAUAUUGGAACGUGAACCUUCAAUUCUUGGUCCUGGUGUUUUUUUUUUCAUACAUGUUUCCUGAAGUUGACUGUUUACAAACCGUGUGCCUUCCUGUGUGGCAGGAAAAUGAAAACUCUCUCCAUCUCUGCGUCUCUAAAUUUAGCCAACAUGAACUUUUUUCCUGCCGACGACCAAACUGAGCUGUGACAAAAUGUUACGGCUCUAAAUAAUGUCGAACCCCAAAUGACUGGAGGGUCUCUAAUUUAUUUCCCUAAAUGAUUUAGGAAGAACCUCUUUUUUUUCAUUUUGCAUACUAAAGUUGAAAUGUAGAGAAUAAAGGUCGCAUGAUAAGAAUGA
Labrus mixtus (cuckoo wrasse) is the source of this 1329-nucleotide messenger RNA. RefSeq names its product phosphohistidine phosphatase 1 (gene phpt1). Gene Ontology annotation, molecular function: protein histidine phosphatase activity. Lineage: Eukaryota; Metazoa; Chordata; Actinopteri; Labriformes; Labridae. Gene Ontology annotation, biological process: peptidyl-histidine dephosphorylation. The record is from RefSeq and is a predicted model, not a curated record. The transcript is spliced from 3 exons. Gene Ontology annotation, cellular component: cytosol. The coding region runs from base 216 to 602 and encodes 128 amino acids.